Molecule: messenger RNA, 921 nt
Organism: Helobdella robusta
Lineage: Eukaryota; Metazoa; Annelida; Clitellata; Rhynchobdellida; Glossiphoniidae
Exons: 2
Biological process (GO): mRNA stabilization
Molecular function (GO): RNA binding; poly(A) RNA polymerase activity
Source: RefSeq, a predicted model, not a curated record
GAACGCUUCCAAGUUUUGUGCUUUGAUCAAGUUGAUCGCUUGAAUCGUGUCAUGGAUGCUACUGUUCCCAUUCACGGCCGUGGCAACUUUCCAACUUUAAAUGUCAGACUGAUCGAUUUCGUGAAAGUCGUCAGAAACAAGUUAGUCGAAAAUGACGUUCACGUCAAAGAUGUCAGGUUGAAUGGCGGUGUAGCCAGUUACGUUUUGGGAAACGAAAAUAAUCAAGCGUUUAAUGAUUACGAUGUCAUUUUCAGUGUCCAACUGAAGGAUCAAACUGAUUUAAACAAAAUAAAAGAAUCGGUUCUCGGUUCUUUGCUUGACUUUUUUCCAAAAGGGGUUAGCAAAGAGCGAAUGUCACUCUGUAGUUUAAAUGAAGGUUAUGUUCAUAAAAUGGUUAAAAUUUUUAAUGACACUGACAAGUGGAGUUUGAUUUCUUUAUCAAAUGUUCGUGCAAAGAAUAUCGAAUUGAAAUUUGCUGAUUCAAUGAGACGUCAGUUUGAGUUCAGUGUGGAUUCAUUUCAAAUCCUUCUAGACAGUUUGCUAACAUUUUCUGAUGUUUCCAAAGAUUCAAUGAAAGAGCAUUUUUUUCCAACUGUAACUGCAGAGUCCGUAUAUGGUCAUUAUGAAUUAGCUCUUUAUCAUCUAAACAACAAACUUAAAGACAUAGACAUUCGUUUGUUGAAAAAGUAUAUGUGUUCAAUGUUUUUUAUUGAUUUUUCUAACAUUUCAGAUCAAAAAAUUAAACUCGAAAACUAUUUAGCUGACCAUUUUACAGAUGAAGAGUAUCUUAAAUUUGAUUAUUUAAUGACUUUGUAUGCGGUUGUAGAUGAAAGUACAAUAUGCCUAAUGGGCCACGAAAGACGUCAGACACUUGAUCUUAUAAGUCAGAUGGCUUACCAUAUACGAAUAGAACAAGAACAG